GUCAAUGUCACGUCAUCUCCAUUCUUUUCAAUAUUCGUUCGUGUUUAUUUGGUUUGAGGUUUCGAAGUUCAAUAAUUUCAAUUAAUUUUAAUAAUAAUUUAUGAAAAAUUAUAAGAAUAAGUACAAAAUAACACCUAAUGAUGGGCAAUGAGAGCUCACAGCUAAGUGGACUUGAAAUUGAAGAAAAAGCUGUAGAGAUAACAGAUUUUUGGUGCCACUAUCAGGCCAAAAUAAACGAUAGCUGCAGAUAUUUCAGUUUAAAAUCAGAUGGAUCAGUAUCUGUAUUUAAAGGCGAAGCCGCGGCAGGUCCCCUAUGGGCCAUAUCAACACCAUUGGAAAAAUUCUCUAACAAUCUUCUAAAAUACCGACAUCCUUGUAUCGUUCGUUACAUAUCGGCGUGGCAGCAGCGUUCAACACUGCACUUAGCAACUGAAUAUGUUCAGCCACUUUCGCAAGUGUUAAACUCACUGACACCCCUUCAGAUAUGUAUUGGCCUCAACAACAUUUUACGAGCUUUGGUGUUUUUACAUGAACAGGCUGGGAUGUCCCACAAUAAUGUCAGUAUAUCAGCAAUAUAUGUGACAGGAGAUGGUCAGUGGAAAUUAGGAGGACUGCAAUACUUAUGCCCAUUUACAGAGCUAACAUCUGCAUACUUAAAACAUGCUCGGCUACAUAGAUAUGACAAGGCAGUGGAUCCCAAUGAAGAUUCUUAUGAGAUAACAACAAAGGUGGAUCAAUACAGUUUUGCUGUUUUGGUUGAUGAUGUGUUCAAAGGCAAAAAUAAUGAUGAAGUCCCCUAUUUGAAAGAAUUUAAAUCAUUUUGUAGAGACACACUGCAACAUCAAAACCCGGCAAAGAGAACAAAUUUAUCAGAGGUUCUUCAGCACAAUUUUUUCAAUCAUGAGUUUAUAACAAUAUACAAGUUUCUCAGUUUUCUUCCACUUAAAAGUGAAGAGGAAAAAGCAGACUUUUUCUCACACAUUUUGGACACUCUGAAAUGUUAUGAUGAGGAAACAGUUGCCAAGCAAUUGAGUGGAUUGCUACUUUCUAGAUUGGCUAUGUUAGAUCAAACUGCAAGGAAGGAUGUUAUACCUUUCAUCCUUAAACCAAAAAAUGAUAGAGUACAAAAUGGCGAAAAUUCUGGAUUUUUUAACCUUACUGUUUUUAAGGGGCAUGUAAAGCCCAGACUUAUGCAAUUAUUUGGAGUGAGAGAUUCACAAAUCAGAAUGUUGUUGUUAACGCAUUUCUCAAAGUUUGUACAAGUUUUUACACAUGAAGAGCUUUCACAUCACAUCCUGCCAGAGUUACUAUUGGGAAUAAAGGACAUAGAUGACACUUUGGUUGCAUCGACUUUAGUAUGUCUUAGUGAAUUAGUUCCCAUACUCGGCGCUGAUACCGUCAUAGGUGGCAAAAGAUCAAAAUUAUUCACUGAUGGAAGACCAAAUCCUAAGACUAAACUGCCAAUAUCACAACUGACAAGGUCACCAGAAAGGAAAAAAUCAUUAAGAGAUUUACCAUGCUCUGAGGAUGUGUUUGAACAUAGUGAAUUGAAUACUUUUGACAAUCCUUUGAUUUUGAAUGAAAGGCCGUCUCCUGUUGGUGGGGAGUCUAUGGAAGAUGAAAUCAUAACCAAGGAAUCAAGCACUAGCAAGGUAGACAGUGAAGCUGACUGGAGUGACUGGGAGAAUACAAAUCGACAGUUGACAGUAAUAGAACCUGAUUCUACUAUUAGUCCACCUUUAAAUGAUGAGCAGUUGAUACAACUUGAACCAGCAGCAGCAGAUCCGCUGCUUAAAAAUGACUUUAUUCCUAAGGAAGAUCUAAUUGCAAAGAAAACACUUUUACAAAAAGCAGCACUUAACGCCAAGAAAAACAUUCUAGAUAUAUCGGAAUUAGACAUAAAAAACCAAAAAUCGGAUUAUUUUAAAAAGAACACAGACGAAUUUGAUUUCUUCGCCGAUAUGAUGCCAGUAAUUGAAAAGCCUGCAGUUGUAAGUGUUGACACAAGUGAGAUUGCUCAAGGACUUAGUAGUAAAUUAAAUUUUGUGCCUGACGAAAAUCUUGAUGAAAGUGAAGGUUGGGGUGAAAACUGGAAUGAUUGAAGGUUGUUUAAUAGAAAAUCAGGUUGUAAUUUAUUACUAUUAGAAUAAAACACACUCAUUUUUGGAGUAUAAUAAUUUAUAGCAAAUAUCUAUAUAAGCUAUUUAUUUUAAUACAACAGUGUAAAACAUAAGUUACUUUAAGAUGUCGCCGAUAAUAUACGUACUAUAUAUAACUACACUCUUAUUGCACAUUAUCACAAAUUAUAUAAAAGCCUGGAAUUGUUUGUAUUUACUGAAUUAUUGCAAGUUAGCCAAAAAUGACUUAAAAAUAUACUUCACAUUAAAAAAAAUCAGCUUGUUCAUCUUAUAUUUAAGGAACCAGGCAAGAAUGAAUACCUAGCACUGCACAUUAAUUAUUGAUCAAAUUAUACCAUAGACGCUUUCUUUGAAUAAAUGUAAAACGAUAAAAUAUAAUGAAAGCUGUGCUCAUGUAUAAGUAACUUCUUCUUUUCUUAAAUAUGGCUCAACAGUUUUAUUAGUGAUUUUGCUAAUAUCCACUGGGUAAUGUGUAUGUUAAAAAGAACUUAAUUACAUAGAUUAAUACCGUUUCGAUCCGAAGUGAACUAAAGUAUUUGGCUACUCGCAACAAUGCUGAGUAUAGUCGUAAAUAUCAUUAAAUUUAAUAAGGAUGUUUGGGCGGCUCGGAUUCGGUGAUUGAAUGUUAACUGAUAUAACUAGCUAACUCCUGCAAGAAACCUGAAACAUUUUACUCCUGUCCCGUUAUCGUAUAUGGUGUAGAUUUAGAGCGUAGUGAAGAUAGUUUUAUUAAUGAUUAAUGAUGCAUCGACCACUCGUGCUAUAACAUGCUCUUUUUUCUUCCGCAUGUGUGUAUUUGUCUUGCGUCGCUCCGAAUGUUUCAUAAUAAUUUAAUUCCUUUGAAAAAUUCUAUCAAUUAAUAGGUCAAACUAUAUUAAGGUAUUCUGUUAUUUGAAUUUCAAUUAACGCUUUGUUUGGGGGAGUGGCAUAAUGUGUUGUUUAAUAUCCUCGCUCCGAUGCAGGGACAUGAAGAAAACAACUAAAAAUCAUAUGUGAUAUUAGUUAUUUAUCAAAAUUUUCAUCUCUUGGUUUCUUUCUGUCAGUUCUUUCGGCUUUGGUUGACACUGAGCUUUUGUUACAUACAUACUCGUACAUAAUAUUCCGAAUUUCCCAUGCUAUUUUUUUUUCAGGUAUUUCAUACACCUUUAUAUUCGCAAUCUCAUAAUAAAAGAAACCUAUCUUGAUAUAUAUACUACCAUGCAAUAUAUAAACACAACCAAAAAAUAUAUAAAACAUUCCUUAGUUUGGCUUGGCCAAAUAAAUAUCAACCAUGUGAAACAUAAUAUCAGUAUUAACACUAUAAUAUAUAGCAUAUAAUUUAUAGAGAAUUGCUCGGUCUCGACUAAAACGUAGAUAACCUGCCCACUAAAAACAUUGUUAUACAGAAAAUAUUAAAGUUUAAUACUAAAAUAAAUUUAACAGGAAAUUAAAAAAAAGACGUUUAAAGCGGUGCCCUCAGCAAAAUGGUGCGCUAACUGUAUUUUAAGAAGCUAUAUAUUUGAAUUUAUACAACAUGUAGAAAAGUAAAUUAAACAUAAUAUUUCUACAAUAUGUUAUCUUUACUUUGGUUGGUUCAAAUGUUUUAUAUGGAUGUUUCAUUAAUUGCAUAACAAAAAUGCAACUAAAAUUAUUCCCUCCAUGUAUCUCCUAAAGCACACAUGAUAUUAUUAAUUUACAAAUUAACACUAUUAGAGAGACAAUUUAAUAUAGAACAUUUUGGUAGGUUAAAGUUUUCAAAAUAAACUAGUGUUUAAAGUUUUUCACACAUCGGCAUAAUCUCGCUCGUAAAUUUAUGGAACCAAUACGCACGGCCGUUUGCUCGGGGAGGGCGUUAAGCAUAACUACGUAUACCGACCUUUACGCCUGUUACGCUGAGCGAAAAUCACUGGUUUUAUUUUGUUUUUCAAAUAUCACAAUAAAUUAUUAUUCAAAAUUACAAUUAUAUUUAAAAAAGCUAUUGAGAAAGUAAUAUUCAUUGUUAUUAUUUUAGGAACAAUACAAACUGAGUAGUGGCAAAUAUUUUACUUGUUUAUAUGGCAUGACAAAUAAAUAAACCGAAUUCCUACAGUAAACAAAUAAUUAUUUAUGUUCUUGUUUGUGUUUUGCAGGGAAGCCCUAAAAAAAGUAGCCAUACCUUUUAUUAUUUUUUUUUAUCAAAUAAUCUUUUUCCCUAUCUAUAACAUAACCAGUUUAUCAAUUGAAAUAAAAUUUUGUAUCAUUACUAGGGUAUGAGAACACUGUAUAAGGAACAGUAAUGAAAUAUGUUGAGUUAGGAAGAAGUAUGACGGUAAUUGGUGAUAAGCGGAAAGGCAUAUAGGCGGGAGACAAAAAAUUCCAAUAACCUCAGGGAGUAAGGAGUAAGGACACGUUCAAUAGAAUGUCCCCGCUUUAUGUGGCAUACCAAACACGACACGCGCGUCCGUAUCGUUUGAUUGUGAUUGGUCGAGGAACCUACGUCAUAUAGUGGUAUUUCGAUCUGUUAUAUUCAAACGACAUGGAGAUUCAUGUUCUAUUUCAUGCUACAUUUUUAUUUUUUCGAGCGGUCUCAACGAAAUCGUAGUAGGCGUACUUUAGCUCAAUUUUUCUCAUAAGUAAAGUAGGUUGAAAUAUUUGACUUCGAAUAGUUUCUCGAGAGCAAGCAGAAUCAAACGAGCAAAGCACGUUCCCCGUGCGCCGCACUAGCGAAAGUUUAAAUUAUGAAUUUCCUCAUUUUAGUGAAGUAUUUUGAUAAGGCUCAUUUUAUUUUGUUAUUGGGUAUUAAGAUAUAUUUCAUUGUCAAAGUAUAACUUACUCUAUUAUUGUUCAGAAUUGAUGUAUUUAAACAUAACCAAUUUUUGUACAUAUGGUAGAAUGUAACUAACUUGGCGCAUUGAUAAUUUCCAGCGAAUUAUGUAAACAAAAAUAUACAAACUUAAAUUAAAAUUAAUACGACGUCAAUAACGUAUCAAUAUAGUAAGAUUGUAAAUAUAGUAGACCAGUAAUAUACAAGGAAGCAGUGGCGAAGGGUGAAAAUUUUCAAAAGGUAA
Manduca sexta (tobacco hornworm) is the source of this 5164-nucleotide messenger RNA. RefSeq names its product protein-associating with the carboxyl-terminal domain of ezrin. Bases 138 to 2102 code for a protein of 654 amino acids. The record is from RefSeq and is a predicted model, not a curated record. Gene Ontology annotation, biological process: protein phosphorylation. Gene Ontology annotation, molecular function: ATP binding; protein kinase activity. The transcript is spliced from 7 exons. Lineage: Eukaryota; Metazoa; Arthropoda; Insecta; Lepidoptera; Sphingidae.